This is a messenger RNA of Ixodes scapularis (black-legged tick), 693 nucleotides long. RefSeq lists its product as uncharacterized. The record is from RefSeq and is a predicted model, not a curated record. Gene Ontology annotation, molecular function: zinc ion binding; nucleic acid binding. Lineage: Eukaryota; Metazoa; Arthropoda; Arachnida; Ixodida; Ixodidae. The coding region runs from base 1 to 693 and encodes 230 amino acids. The transcript has a single exon.
AUGGAAGCAGCAAAAAAGAACGUCGCUGAAACACAUGCGUCAGAACCUAGAGUUUCGGACGUACACAAGGUGAAGGCCGUCGCGGAGGCGAACGUGACGCGGCGAGACUGCUAUCGCUGCGGCUCAGCGAAACAUGGAAGCCGGGUAUGCCCGCACAUUGCGGAUAUCUGUUUCAAGUGUGACAAGAAGGGGCAUGUCCAAAGAGUGUGUCAUGCUGACAAAGAAAAGAAAUCGAAGUGUACGCCACGUAAGGCGAUGAAGAAACUGGUUCCUGUUCAAGACCCAGUUGGCAUGAAGGAAAUGACCACGUCUGGUAUGGAACCAAUAAAACUCACAAUAAACGUGCAGGAAGUUGCUUUGGAAAUGGAACUGGACACAAAAGCAACUGUUUCUGUCAUGUCACUGCAACAGUUUCGUCAGAUAUCUCCUUCAACAAAGAUCAUGCCGACGACGCUCAAGCUGCGCACGUUCAAGGGAGACAUCGUUCAGCCCGUCGGGGUUGCUCACGUCGACGUGCAGUACGGACAGCAGAGGACCGAGCUUCCCCUCUACAUCACAAGAGAAAAGGGACCACAUCUGCUCGGGCCGGCAGUGGCUGCAAGCGAUCCGAUUGGACUGGAACCGGAUCUUCGGGAUCAACAGCAUUGCCAGGUCAGGUGUUUUGGCGCUUUCCGAACAACGCACAAAGCUUAG